AUGACGGCCUCUAAUACCAUCCGCCAUUUGAUCUCCAUUGCUGACUUGACAACUCCAGAGUUCGUGUCUCUCGUCAACAGAGCACAGCACCACAAGAAACUGAUAAAAGCGGGUGUCAAGCCAGAAACAUGGCCAUUGCAAGGUGAGUUGGUGGCGCUACUUUUCAGUAAAAGAUCCACCAGAACUAGAAUCUCUUCAGAGGGUGCAGCUGCGUACUUUGGCGGACAACCAAUGUUCCUUGGCAAAGAUGACAUUCAACUAGGCGUCAACGAAUCCUUCUAUGACACCACGAAGGUCAUCUCUUCGAUGACCUCCUGUAUCUUUGCCAGAGUGAAUUCCCACUCUGAGAUCCAGCAACUAUGUGAACAUUCUUCCGUUCCUAUUAUUAAUUCCCUUUGCGACAAAUACCACCCACUUCAAGCAAUUUGUGACCUCUUGUCAAUCAAAGAAAAUUUUAAAGAACUCAAGGGAUUGAAACUUGCCUGGAUUGGCGAUUCCAAUAACGUCAUCAAUGACUUAGCAAUAGCAGCGAUGAAGUUCGGUAUCAACGUUUCGAUUGCCACUCCAAAUGGAAUUGAAAUUGAACAGCAUGUUAUAGAUGCUGCCAAUGCAACCACGGCCGAAACAGGUGCAACUUUAGAGCUGACCCACGACCCGAAAGAAGCAGCAAAGGGUGCCAAUAUUCUAGUUACAGACACAUUCGUGUCGAUGGGACAAGAAGCAGAAACACAGAAAAAGCUGAAGCAGUUUGAAGGCUUUCAAAUAAACUCUGACCUGGUUGCCUUGGCCGACAAGGAUUACAAGUUCAUGCAUUGUUUGCCAAGACAUAAGGAAGAAGUUUCAGACGAUGUCUUUUACAGUGACCACUCUAUAGUUUUCCCUGAAGCAGAAAACAGACUCUAUGCUGCUAUUGCCACUAUCGAGGCAUUUGUUGUCAACAAAGGUCAAUUUUUAUAA
This is a messenger RNA of Pichia membranifaciens NRRL Y-2026, 957 nucleotides long. RefSeq lists its product as hypothetical. Bases 1 to 957 code for a protein of 318 amino acids. Gene Ontology annotation, molecular function: amino acid binding; ornithine carbamoyltransferase activity. Gene Ontology annotation, biological process: L-citrulline biosynthetic process. Gene Ontology annotation, cellular component: mitochondrion. The transcript has a single exon. The record is from RefSeq and is a predicted model, not a curated record. NCBI's taxonomy places the organism in Eukaryota, Fungi, Ascomycota, Pichiomycetes, Pichiales, Pichiaceae.